Molecule: messenger RNA, 207 nt
Organism: Schistosoma mattheei
Lineage: Eukaryota; Metazoa; Platyhelminthes; Trematoda; Strigeidida; Schistosomatidae
Source: the annotation of a GenBank genome assembly
AUGGUAAAAACUAGUAUCAAGCCAGUAUUUGAUAUUCGUGCUCAUCAUCCUAUUAGUUCAUUUAAUAAAGUUUGGUCAAUUUUAUUCGAAAUUGAACGUAAAACUUUUCUUACUAAAAGCCCUACAUUCCAUUUCAGUCAUGAGUGGAUUCACAGAAGCUUUUUUCCGUUCACUGAGUAUAUUCUCGCGUUGAGUGAUUGUCGGUAA